AUGUUUAACUUUCCGAGGUUCUUCGGUUUCAGAGGCCGAUCUCUGAACUUGGCCAUCAGUUCCCUUGGCAGUCUUGAUUUCCUGCUGUUCGGUUAUGAUCAAGGUGUUACCGGCGGUCUUCUGGAUCUGCCCUCAUUUAUCAAGUACUUUCCCGAUAUCAAUUCCACCGAUCCGGCUAUCAAGGACAAUGAAGCCCUUGUGUCCCAGCGCAGUCUGAAUAAAGGCAUUGCCGUGGCGUCUUACAACCUUGGAUGUUUCUUCGGCGCUAUUUUGACCAUCUUCAUCGGCAACCCGCUUGGUCGACGCAAGACGAUUUUCUGCGGCUGCGUGACUAUGGCAACCGGCGCUCUGCUGCAGGCCACUUCCUUUGACCUACCGCAAUUUAUUGUUGGUCGAAUUGUAACGGGUAUUGGCAAUGGCAUGAACACGAGUACUGUCCCGACAUGGCAGUCCGAAUCUUCAAAGGCACAUGAUCGUGGUAAAAUGGUUAUGAUUGAGGGUGCCCUUAUUACCGGAGGAAUCACACUCAGUUACUGGAUUAACUAUGGUUUUUCGUUUAUCGGAGAGAAGGAAGUCGCCUGGCGUUUUCCGCUCGCCUUCCAAAUCCUCUUUGCCGUCGUCAUUUUCAUCUCGAUUAUCAACCUUCCCGAGUCCCCUCGUUGGCUUGUCAUGCAAGGCCGAGAUGAAGAGGCUUUGGAGAUCCUGGAGGCUCUCAAUGAAAAGGACCGUGACGAUCCCUUCAUCCGAAACGAGCUCAUCGCAAUCAAGGAGACCGUUCAGGAGAUGUCAAAGGGCUCUUACCGCAGUCUGUUCGAUAUGAGCGAAUACCGAGAGUUCCAUCGUGUUGCUCUUGCCUACAUCAAUCAGAUGUUCCAGCAGAUUUCAGGCAUCAACCUUAUCACCUACUAUGCGCCUGAGCUAUACGCUCAAAUUGGCUUGGGGUCAGGUAGUCUCCCGAAGCUACUGGCUGCUUGUAACGGCACAGAGUACUUGCUUGCUGCCUUUAUUCCUAUCUACAUCAUUGAAAAGGCCGGACGUCGGCCGCUGAUGCUGUUCGGCGCUGCUGGUAUGUCAGUUUCGAUGGCUGUUCUCGCAGGCUGCAACUACCGCCUUGAGCACCUCGGCGACAAGCAAGCUGGUAUCGGGCAGGCAGUUUUCCUCUUCGUCUUCAAUACCUUCUUCGCUAUUGGUUGGCUUGGAAUGACAUGGCUGUACCCUGCUGAAAUUGUCCCGCUGCGAAUUCGUGCACCCACGAAUGCGCUAGCGACCAGUGCCAACUGGAUCUUCAAUUUCAUGGUUGUGAUGAUUACCCCCGUUGCAUUCGACAGCAUUGGAUAUCAAACCUAUAUCAUCUUCGCCGUCAUCAACGCCUUCAUGUUCCCAUUUGUAUACUUCUUCUUCCCAGAAACCCGCUACCGUUCCCUGGAAGAGAUGGACGCCAUCUUCAAGAAGUCUACAAACGUCUUCAAUGCCGUUACAUACUCUCUCAAGGAGCCAUACCGCUACGACAAGCAUGGUAUGCUCAAGCCAGAGUAUCUUGAAGAAGCUGUCCGCCGUCAAAGUGCAACUGUGCACGUUGCUGGCGAGAAGUUUGACAGUGAUGAGAGCUAG
Molecule: messenger RNA, 1611 nt
Organism: Penicillium argentinense
Lineage: Eukaryota; Fungi; Ascomycota; Eurotiomycetes; Eurotiales; Aspergillaceae
Product: sugar porter family MFS transporter
Exons: 7
Coding region: 1-1611 (536 amino acids)
Biological process (GO): transmembrane transport; carbohydrate transport
Cellular component (GO): membrane
Molecular function (GO): carbohydrate:proton symporter activity
Source: RefSeq, a predicted model, not a curated record